ACUCAUCAUCCUUCUCCGCUCUCCUUCCAUCACCCCACACCGCUCCGCCGGCGAGCCCGCACCACUGCACACUCGCACUCCACACACAGCACCGCAGAAGCUCCUCGCCGCAGAGCCGCUCGUCGCUUCCGCACCCCCCCUGCGCCCGCCGCUGCGCCACCUCUCUCUUCGGCAACCAUGAGCUCGGGCAAUGCGCUGCUGCUCAAGCGUCAGCUCACUGAGCUGCGGAAACGCCCAGUCGACGGCUUCAGUGCGGGCCUCAAGGAUGACGACAACCUGUACGAGUGGGAGAUCAUGAUCAUCGGCCCGAACGACACGCUCUACGAGGGUGGCUUCCUGCGUGCCGAGCUCGUCUUUCCGCCCGAGUACCCGCUGCUGCCGCCGAAGAUGAAGUUCAUCACGCCCAUGUGGCACCCCAACGUCUACGCCGACGGCAACGUGUGCAUCUCCAUUCUGCAUGCUCCGGGAACGGACGAGUACGGCUACGAAGAUGCGGGAGAGCGCUGGAUGCCUGUGCACACGGUCGAGAGCAUCCUCAUCUCUGUCAUCAGUCUUCUGUCAAUGGACACGCCCAGCACCGACUCGCCUGCGAACAUCGACGCGGCGAAGCAGGUCCGCGACGACAUCAAGGGCUACCGCAAGAAGGUGCGCCAGCUCGUGCGGCAAUCUGCAGAAGAGGCAUACGACUAGUUGUGCACCUUGCUCGCACACCCACCUGUCUCUCUCUCUCUCUCUCUCGCGACUUUCAGCCAUCUCGCUUUACGCGCGCGCGCAACACUCUGCCAGGCCUUGCAGCAGAUGCGCUCUCCCCACUGUCACAGCACGUUCCCGCUGCG
Messenger RNA from Tilletiopsis washingtonensis, 836 nucleotides. RefSeq names its product putative ubiquitin-conjugating enzyme E2. The record is from RefSeq and is a predicted model, not a curated record. Gene Ontology annotation, biological process: proteasome-mediated ubiquitin-dependent protein catabolic process; protein polyubiquitination. The transcript has 8 exons. Lineage: Eukaryota; Fungi; Basidiomycota; Exobasidiomycetes; Entylomatales. Bases 178 to 690 code for a protein of 170 amino acids. Gene Ontology annotation, molecular function: ubiquitin conjugating enzyme activity.